AUGCAUCUUUUUCCCAUUAUCAUCUUUUUGCUCGCUAGCGCCGAAGGGGUUCUUGGUGGCAGUAGGUUUUGGGAGGCCAAAGCACCCAACAAACGUACAAACCCUCGCCCUGACUACUCAGCCAUCGAAACCAUCAACGCGACUUCGUCGCUCAGCAAGCGCGCUUUUUCCAUCGAGAGCCGGCCAGGUCAAGCAGAAUUACCCCGCAUCUGGCCAAAAAAGACGAUCAGAUACUGCUUCGAAAACUCGCAGGGUCACGAUAAGCUCGAGGGCCUCUUCAGGUCGGCCAUUGAACUGUGGGCUCAGCUCAAUAGACAUGGCUUCAAGUACGAGGAAGUCUCAGAUGCAGAAUGCAAGUCUGAAGACAAGCGCGACUCAGUGUUGCACAUCCAUUACAACGACUACGGCAGGUUUUCCACGACGCUGGGCAUUCCCGUGGUCGACGCACAGGAGAUCGUGGACAACCCCACGACAGCCGUCCGUGGGCCAACCAUGCACCUUUCUGACAAGGAAGGUGUCGGUCAAGAAAACACCCCCGCCAAUAUCGCCCAUGAGUUAGGUCACGCCUGGGGCCUUGCUCACGAGCACCAAAAUCCGUAUUACUGGGAACAGAGCAGCAUCACUGGGCCCUCUUGGAGCGUUCCAAUGACCGGGAAAAAGUACUUCGAGACCGACGACUUCAAUUGUGGAAACCUAGAAGACCAUUAUAAGAUCCACAAAUCAGUACAGGUCCUGAUUGAUACGGAAGUGGACGCCAGAAAGCGAGAUAUCUUGCAGGGAGAGUACAACAACCUUUGUGUCUUGCGCGGCGUUGCCAGCAAAUACGGUUUCAGUGCUGCUGAUUGGCUUCCCAUUAGCAACACUGCGAACAUGGUUAUAGACGCGCAGUUUGACCCAGAUUCGAUCAUGUUGUAUCCUUCUCAAGCUGGUGGCGGCGAUAAUGGCGCGAACCGACGUAUCAUCAUGAAAUACAAAAAAGACUCCAUGCCGAACCAAAUCAUCCCGAUUCGUCACCGCCCAAGCAACAUGGAUGUCGACCGGCUAGUCGCGCUCUACGGCGAUCCCACGCCUUCCACCCUGGAGGUGCCGCACAAUUCAGGUUCAAGCGGCUUUCAUGGCAGACUCGGGAAGGCGAGGAGCAGUAAAGAAUUUUCUCGCGCCGGGGACACCAAAGAUGGUGCAUGCUGA
Molecule: messenger RNA, 1188 nt
Organism: Alternaria metachromatica
Lineage: Eukaryota; Fungi; Ascomycota; Dothideomycetes; Pleosporales; Pleosporaceae
Exons: 1
Coding region: 1-1188 (395 amino acids)
Biological process (GO): proteolysis
Molecular function (GO): zinc ion binding; metallopeptidase activity
Source: RefSeq, a predicted model, not a curated record